AUGGCGGAGCCGGAGGCGGACCCGGAGCCGGUGUCGGCCGAGGCGGUGCUGCGGGAAUUGGGGCUCUUCGAGCUGCGCUGCGACGGGGAGGACGUGCCCGCCAAGCUGGUGGAGCUGUGCCUGACCCACGGGCUGGGCCCGGUGGCGUUGGCCAACGAGCUGCUGGCCUUCGUCACCAGCAAGGACCUCGGCACCCAGCUCUCCGCCGACGGCCUCGACGCCUUCGAGCACGAGGUCCUCGCCAAGCGGGGCAGCAGGAUCCCCCGGAAAAGGGACAACCGCUACGGUGGCUUCCACGACGUCCACUCUCUCCAGGAGCUCCUUGACGAGGAAGAAGAGGACGAGCUGCUGGACGCCUACACCACACCGUCCAAAGGGUUCCCAAAACGCAGCAAUUCCACCCCAGAAAACCCCCGGCCCAAGCGGACCCUCUCCUCCCGCAGCCCCUACGCGCUCUUCUCUCCCAACAGCUUCUCCCCGAGCGUCACCCCCUCCCAAAAAUACACGGCGCGCAGCAGCCGGGGCGAGGUGGUGGCCUCGUUUGGCUCCGUCCAGGGUCCCUCCUGGAGCGGUCGGGGCGGCCGCGGUUGUACCCCGAAACUUUUCGGUCCCCCGGAAGAAAAUCUGACAAAAAGCUACAAAUUCAUGUUCCAGAAAGCGCUGGACGUCCGGGAAGUGCUGUCUUGGAGGAUCGAGGAGCUCGGUGACGCGCUGAAGAGCCACCAUCACCUGGAGGACUUCGCCUCGGUGUUGCUCCCGGCGCAGGAGCCGGUGACGGUGCUGGGCCAGAUCGGCUGCGACAGCAACGGGAAGCUCAACGCCAACUCGGUGGUGCUGGAGGGCGACCGAGAAUACUCCUCGGGUGGACAAGUCCCCCUCGACCUCUCGGAGCUGAAGGAUUAUUCCCUCUUCCCUGGCCAGAUCGUGGCGCUGGAGGGAACCAACAGCACCGGCAGGAAGAUGGUGGUCUCGAAGCUCUACGAGGGGGUGCCCCUUCCCUUCCACACGCCGACGGAGCCGGCCCCAGCAGAGCAGAGGAUGGUGCUGGUGGCCUGUGGACCCUACACCACCUCCGACAGCAUCGCCUACGACCCGCUCGCCGACCUCGUCGAGGUGAUCGGCCGCGACCGCCCCGAUGUCUGCGUAUUGUUUGGGCCGUUCCUGGAUGCCAAGCACGAGCAAGUGGAGAACUGCCAGCUCCUGGGGUCCUUCGCCGAGGUCUUCAAGCUCUGCCUGAAGACAAUAAUCGAAGGGACGAGAAGCGCCGGCUCUCAGCUUGUCUUCGUCCCCUCGCUGCGGGAUGUCCACCACGACUACGUCUACCCGCAGCCGCCGUUCCUCUACCCCGAGCUGCCGAAGGACGACAAACCGCGCGUGCACUUCAUGUCGGACCCCUGCACCCUGGACAUCGACGGCGUCGUUUUCGGCCUGACCUCCACCGAUCUGCUCUUCCACAUGGGUGCCGAGGAGAUCAGCAGCUCAUCCGGGAUCUCGGACAGGUUCACGCGAAUCCUCAAGCACAUCCUGACACAGAGGAGUUACUACCCGCUGUACCCCCCCUCGGAAGAGCUGAACGUCGACUACGAGACUUUCUACAGCUACGCCUCGUUACCCGUCACGCCGGACGUCCUCGUCACCCCCUCGGAGCUGCGGUACUUCAUUAAGGAUGUGCUGGGCUGCGUCUGCAUCAAUCCCGGCCGGCUGACGAAGGGCCAAGUCGGGGGUACCUACGGCCGCCUGUACCUACAGCGGGAGGACGCCAAGGGCGAGCGGAAGAGUCCGUGUGUUGCCGCUCAAGUCGUUAAAAUCUAAAUCGUCAGGGCAGAGACUAAUUUCUUUGAUUCUUCUUCCACCUACAACUUAAUUUCUUCACGGCAACAAAUUAGUGUUAAAAUACACUUUGAAUUUUGGUUAAAAACCA
Molecule: messenger RNA, 1921 nt
Organism: Gavia stellata (red-throated loon)
Lineage: Eukaryota; Metazoa; Chordata; Aves; Gaviiformes; Gaviidae
Gene: POLA2
Product: DNA polymerase alpha 2, accessory subunit
Exons: 18
Coding region: 1-1812 (603 amino acids)
Biological process (GO): DNA replication; DNA replication initiation
Cellular component (GO): alpha DNA polymerase:primase complex
Molecular function (GO): DNA binding
Source: RefSeq, a predicted model, not a curated record